GAAAAUACUGUUUACUUGAUUUGAAUAACGACCAGAGAAAGCAAAUGAGAAUUGUAUGGAACCCAUGAACUACCUGGUCAGGAGAGGCUUUAGGCCUUCUGCCUGGAAGUAUGGAAAAUGGCGCCCCAUUGGGAAGACCGUUUCAGAGCGAAGACGCAUAUCCAUCCAACCCGUGCCCUCAGUUGAACCAAACACCGUUAAUGCGAGCUAUCUUCCGGCCGCGACGACUCCAAGUUCUGUGACGUCCCCGGACGCCAGCUUCGAAGUCCUUGGCUCGCCCUAUUCUCUCCUCUCCGUUUCUCUCUCCGCGUCCCAGAACCUAUAUACAAGACGCGGUACGCUUGUCGGGCUAACAGGGAAAUCAGAAAAUGUUGUUUCUACCCUCAGGCUACUUGAGCCUCUCCGACGAGCUGCACUGCGCAUGCCAUUCCUAUAUCAAAAGAUAUCCUCCGCCAGUCCUGUUAACGCCCUUAUUUCCGUCCGAUCCCCAAUAACUUCAUUUGCUGUUGUUCAACUGGAUGGUACGGUGGAUUGGAUGAUUACACAACGCGAUGCUUUACUUUCGUGGACUGGACACGCAUUAACUGUGAAACCAACACUCAACAGAGAGCUAAGUUUGGUUCAUUGGGGUAGUUCAAAGGUGACUGGACGUGGCCUGUUAGCGGUCGUGGGGAAAGGUCAGGUCUAUUCAAUUAAUCUGAGAGCUGGGGAACGAUAUAUUGCCCAUCCUAGCAAUGUCGUCGCAUACACCAUAAAUUCUCACUGGCCGCGCCCGUUUCGGUUCAAAUCAACUUCUCUAAAGUUCCAGAUUCCGAACCUUGGGCUAGGCACUUUAUUGAUGAAAUCUAAUUUCCUAAGAAACUUGGCCGAUUCGGACACAUGGAAAGCCACUAUGAGGAUUUUCCACACUGUUCGGACGUGGGCGAGGAGAACUAUCUGGGGGGAUAGGUUGUUCUUACAAUUUGAAGGACCAGCAACCGUUCUCAUUCAGUCGCGAGCAUCGCGAAUAGCCGAGUCUCUGACGGCCCGUGAAGUGAAUGAGAUUGCGAGCACUCAACCAGGUGUUACCAGGGAAGCUAUAGAAACCGUUGAGGGACGACUUGAAAAGCAAUCGCCCCCACCUGCCAAAGAUGACGGAGUGAAAACUGUGGGCCAGUCUGUUGCUUCUGUUCGACGAGAUGGCAAGGUCGAAUUCGAAAAAGUUGAUGGAGUUUGAACAAAAACACGCUCUUCUAGAAAAAGAGGCUUGCCUGUUUGGAUAGUCAUAACUUCAGGAAGUGCUGUACUGUUAGUUCUAUAUACCUAUUAUCGCUUGUAUUAUAUUCUACUUGCAAUGAUGAUGAUAUUUUGCAUUCGAAGCCUUCGGUAGUAUUUCAGCAUUGUUGACUUCAGUAGAGCACACAGUUUUUAAGAUAUGGUGACCAGGAAUAUUCCUCAAUGCCCAUGGGUUGGCAAACCGCGGGUGGAGAAUUCCUACCUGCGACGCUCUGAGAUGGAUAGUAGGGACAUGUCAAUGAAGUAUCUCACCGGAUCCCGUCUACAAGGAUCCGUUGGAGAACCCUGCUACCGAUUCUCUAAACUUAGGCUUGCUAACCUGUAUGACUAGCAUUCUAAUUUUACACCAGGAGCUUUCUAAAAAUGGAUCAUGGUAGAAACGGGCACACGCUAAAUUCCCACAAUACCUGCCCUGCUCUUGAACCCAGGACGAUAUGUAACAAAUAAAAUUAAAUUGGUUUACGCAACCCAAACAUCCUUCCCAACUCCCUCGAUCCAGUGACCAAGCUGGUUGACGCCAGCAUCCCAUUCCUUCAGCCGAUUCCUCAUUCCCUCAAUUUGCUUCAUAUCCAAAACCUUCGGUUGUACCCAGUUGAUUCUCGCAAUUUGUGCAACCUGGUCAAUCGAGCCCUUCAGUAGGCCCAAACUUAAGGCUUUCAUAAUCAGAUGUUCGACCUCGUUCGGCUGAACCUUGGUUUCUUCCGACAUCGCUGCGAAUGUAACAGUCCGAUCAUGGGGUGGUCGACGGAAUAUCAUUUCCGUUAGGGCUGAGAGGGAUAUUUUCUGAUAUAGAAAAACUUUGUGCUGUUCGAGGAGGGGAUUUUUGCUAAUGUUUCCUGCUAGAACAUCAUAGGCUGUCAAGUCACCACGGUUGAAAGCAAAGAGAAGCUCGCGGAGCCACGAAUGUUGCGUUUCUUUGAGUGAUUCGAGAAUUGGAUGGAGUAAGAGUUCGCCAAAGUUGUAAAUCGUGUCAGAUACGAGUGCGGCUAUGCUAAGGUCAUAUGCUCUAGCCGCACGCUCUGUCGGUGUGAGCUCAACUAUGUCGAUACAGGCGAGGUAGAGGAGGGCGUUCUUGUAGUAGGAUGCGAACUCCAUUUUCGC
Messenger RNA from Coccidioides immitis RS, 2376 nucleotides. RefSeq lists its product as uncharacterized. The record is from RefSeq and is a predicted model, not a curated record. Bases 56 to 1216 code for a protein of 386 amino acids. Gene Ontology annotation, cellular component: mitochondrial inner membrane. The transcript is spliced from 7 exons. Gene Ontology annotation, biological process: inner mitochondrial membrane organization. Lineage: Eukaryota; Fungi; Ascomycota; Eurotiomycetes; Onygenales; Onygenaceae.